UGUCUCGUUGAAUGAGACAGUUUCGAUAACCACAGUAACGUAACCCCCUGCGAAUAAAAAACGCGCUCCUUCCCUUGGCACUUCUGAUCUUUCGCUCGCAGUGUUGAAUCGUAUUUCUGGUCGAUAAAACAUGCGUUGAAAUCGUCUCGAAAGAAGCAUUGCCCAGUCGAGUGAGCUGCGAAAGAAACGAACAAGUUCAACAAUCGUAGCAGAAGCUUCAACUGUUUUCAACGUCGACGAUAACCGAGUGUGUCGUUCCAUGAAGAGCGACGAGUUAAUGGAAACUACAGCCAAUGGAGAAAAGAUAAAACUAUCAAUUCUGAUAAAAUAGUUGAAAUAAUUGGAAUAAAAUUGUCCAGUGCUACGCGAUCGGAGUACAAGGAGUGCUUUUUUUGCGUGGCGUCUCAACCCUCCAACGCGUCAGCUGAUCGAUAUUUGUGGAGAGGAACGUUGGCGAGAAAGAACUUCUGAAGUAAUAUCUCGUUUAAGGAUCCUUCUUCGUGAUCGAAAAGUCGGGUGAAUAAUUCGGGAAAUUUCUAUGCGGCAAGAGGGCCAAGCCGGGUUGAAGCUUCGGCCCCCGGGCCAACUCCAGCACGGCGAAAUCAUGAUCGAGCAAGACAUGGCUGGUGCACAAGACACUAUUUACUUGUGCAACUUUCGCGUCUCCGUUGACGGGGAAUGGCUUUGCCUCAAGGAACUUCAGGAUGUCGAAUUUUCGAUGCAGGAGUCGAUGCAACGCUCACCUUCGCCACCACUCACUCUAAGUGGUAUAACUCUACCGUCCGCUCGACCAAAUCAUCAUCAUCAUCAUCAUCAUCAUGAGCUUAAUCAUGAGAAUCAUGGCCGUCAGCGAAGCAACGAAAUGCCAGAGCUUUGUGACAUACUCCCGCCAAGCCCACCGCCAAUGCAGCACGUCUCGAGCAUGUCCCGCGAUCCGGUUAUAAUCGAAAGAAGCAACCUCGUCAACAUUUCUAAAUUGAUUGUUAAGGAGCUUAUCGAAACUUCUCUCAAGUAUGGUCGUAUGCUUGAUUCUGAUCACAUGCCACUUCAACACUUUUUCAUCGUUCUCGAGCACGUACUGAGACAUGGCCUCCGUCCCAAGAAGGGUCUGCUUGGUCCGAAAAAAGAACUUUGGGAUAUUCUCCAAUUGGUAGAAAAAUAUUGCCCCGAAGCUCAAGACAUCACAUCGAGCAUUCGGGAUCUACCGACUGUUAGAACCGCAAUGGGGCGUGCUCGAGCAUGGUUACGCAUGGCAUUGAUGCAAAAAAAAUUAGCCGAUUACCUGAAGGUUCUCAUUGAUCAUCGAGACGAUCUUCUGUCCGAGUACUUCGAACCCGAUGCUCUGAUGCUCAGUGAUGAGGCAAUUGUCGUAAUGGGUCUCUUAGUCGGUUUAAACGUCAUAGAUUGCAAUUUCUGUGUCAAGGAGGAAGAUCUCGAUUGUCAACAGGGCGUUAUCGACUUCUCGUUGUAUCUAAGAAACAGCAAUCAUAUACCUGGUGAUUCGCCCGACGAGGAACUCGAAAACGACAACAUGACUACAGUUUUGGAUCAAAAGAAUUACAUCGAAGAACUGAAUCGACAUUUGAAUGCUACAGUAACGAAUCUUCAAGCGAAGGUUGAAUCUCUGACAACGACGAAUGCUCUCAUGAAGGAAGAUCUUUCUAUCUCAAAGAGCAACAUACUUACCUUACAAGAAGAAAAUCGACAACUCAAAAGAGAGCUUGGUAUCGAAAUUAAGGACUCCAACGAGCUGAAUGGCAAAGUGCCCGUCAAAAUAACCGAGACCACUUCGGAAAUCGAAGAACUCAGAAGUCGUCUCGAAUCGGAGAAAAAACAAAGACGAGAUGCUGAAAAGGAAGCGGAACUACAGAUAAGCAUGAAAUCGGAAAUGGAAGUAGCGAUGAAGCUGCUUGAGAAGGAUAUUCAUGACAAACAGGACACUAUCAUAUCGUUGCGGAGUCAGCUCGAAGACAUCAAACUCAUCAAUCUGGAGAUGUACAAAAAGUUGCAGGAGUGCGAGCAUGAGCUGACGCAGAAAGGAGAAAUGGAGUGCGAGGGCUCGCUUAAACAUAAAACAGAUCUGAUCGCCAGGCUGGAGGCCAAGACGAUAUCGAUGACCGACACCAUCCAAAAAAUGGAUGAGAAAUGCAAGAGAAUGGACGGCGUCAAGUCCGGAGUGGAGGAAAAAGUUCGAGAACUCGGUGCCGAGGUUGCCGAAACGGAGGCUCGCGCGAACGGGGUCGAAAGGGAACUCCGCGUCGAGCGAGAAUGGCGAACUUUCCUCCAAGAAGCCUCCAUCACAAGCGUCGAAAAGAUAUCACAAUUGCAUCAAGAAAUAGAUCAAUUGAAAAAAGUUGGCGAGAAAUACGUCGCACUCCAAGAGGAACAUUACGCUCUACGGGAGAUUUGUGCAGAGCAAGAGCGAACUUUGGAGGAAUUGGGAGGACAAUUGAGUGCCGCUAAAUUAGUAGCUGUUGAGCUAAGAGAAGCAGCGGCUGCUGACAAUGCUGAGAAUCAUGGAAAUCAGGACGGUAACGCUGCAUGGGCUAACGAUCGCCUGGUAACACACUGCAAGGGAUGCUCCAGAGAGUUCAACAUAACGCGUCGUAAGCACCACUGUCGCAACUGCGGAAAGAUUUUUUGUAAUUCCUGCAGUGACAACACCAUUGCGUUGCCGAGCUCAGCGAAACCAGUCAGGGUCUGCGACGAGUGUCACGUUUUCCUGGUCGGUCGAUACUCCGUCGUUCAUUGAUCGAAUCUAAUAAACCCAAGAUAUCGAUUGCACGGAUCACAAUAACGCAAGGGAGGAAUAAAUGCUUAACAGGAAGAAUCGCUUAACGCAAAAAAGAAAAAUCCUCCCUCAAUCGAGCUGAAUGUAAAUUAUUGAGAAAUAUUUUUAAAUAUUCAUAGAAGAAACUGCUAUUUUUCGCACAGCUUUUUCAAAAACCAUUUUUAAACUCAGUCUUUACGUGUACAUAGCUAGUAGUUAUAAACAAUAGAGUAAUCAGACGAACUUUACGAGAAUAAAUGCGUUCGUAAUCCCGUCUCGACAGAGCGAUGUCAAUGUUAUCAAUAAUAUUAUUACAACGAUUAUUAUCGUAAUGAUAUUGUGAAUAAUAUGAAAUACCGUAUUGUAGCACAACGCUAUAACCACGUCAACAAAUAUACGCAGAAAAAAAACACCUCGACGACCUCCUGAAAGGUUUUUCUUCCUGAAAAAUCAUGUAACUAAACGUCAUUAAAAUUUUGCAUAGACAUUUUA
This is a messenger RNA of Venturia canescens, 3262 nucleotides long. Its product is annotated as RUN and FYVE domain-containing protein 2-like. Bases 539 to 2752 code for a protein of 737 amino acids. The transcript has 13 exons. Gene Ontology annotation, cellular component: cytoplasm. Lineage: Eukaryota; Metazoa; Arthropoda; Insecta; Hymenoptera; Ichneumonidae. The record is from RefSeq and is a predicted model, not a curated record. Gene Ontology annotation, molecular function: metal ion binding.